Stomoxys calcitrans (stable fly) is the source of this 532-nucleotide messenger RNA. RefSeq lists its product as uncharacterized. Bases 89 to 529 code for a protein of 146 amino acids. The transcript has 3 exons. The record is from RefSeq and is a predicted model, not a curated record. Lineage: Eukaryota; Metazoa; Arthropoda; Insecta; Diptera; Muscidae.
AAAUUUAGUUGUACACCAAUAUCCUCAGGUUGAGGAGCAUAAUUUUCAUUAUAUUAAAGCCAAAUUUUGGAAGAAAAACGCCAUUGAAAUGUUUUGCAGCAAGAGUCGAAGGACAAUCAUUUUGAUGGUAGCAUUAUGCUGCAUUGCUUUAACUGCAGGGGACUCAUCCGAGGAAUACAAUGACUAUGAUAUAAAUAAUACAGAAGACACUACCAUUGCUUCUCGAAUGGAUGAAGAAGUUGUUGAAGAUUCCGAGAAACAUGGAACACCCCAUAUGAAAUUUGGGAGAUCGUGUUCCGUUAAGGAGGACUAUCAAGAAACCUUGGCCCGUUAUUUGACAAAUUGGGAUGGUAAGACUGUCUAUCUUGUGGCACUUGCUGUUGUUAUAAUGGCUAAUAUAACAUUGCUUUCUGUCAUCGGCCUAUGUCAAUUGAAAUGGCAUAAAAUCAUGUCGCCUGGUGUCUUUAUAAACAUGCUUAUAAUGGGAGCUUAUAUUGCAUGGAGAGUUUACGAUUAUUAUGCUGUAUAAGAA